Messenger RNA from Otolemur garnettii (small-eared galago), 621 nucleotides. RefSeq names its product tubulin polymerization promoting protein family member 2 (gene TPPP2). Gene Ontology annotation, cellular component: microtubule. Lineage: Eukaryota; Metazoa; Chordata; Mammalia; Primates; Galagidae. Gene Ontology annotation, biological process: microtubule polymerization; microtubule bundle formation; positive regulation of protein polymerization. Gene Ontology annotation, molecular function: tubulin binding. The transcript is spliced from 3 exons. The record is from RefSeq and is a predicted model, not a curated record. The coding region runs from base 22 to 549 and encodes 175 amino acids.
CUCCCCGACCUCUAGCUGACCAUGGCAUCUGAAGCAGAGAAAACAUUCAAGAAGUUUGCUGUCUUUGGAGACUCCUCGAGCAGUGGCACUGAAAUAAAUAACAAGAACUUCUCGAAGCUGUGCAAAGACUGUGGCAUCAUGGAUGGCAAGAUGGUCACCUCCACAGAUGUGGACAUUGUGUUCAACAAAGUCAAGGCCAAGAAUGCCCGAACCAUCACAUUUCAGCAGUUCACAGAAGCAAUGAAGGAACUGGCCCAGAAGCGGUUCAAGGAAAAGAGCCCAGACGAAGGCCUACAAGACAUUUAUAAACUCAUGGAGGGCAAGGAUCCAGCCACCACUGGUGUUACGAAAGCAACAACAGUGGGUGCAGUGGACCGUCUGACCGACACCAGCAAGUACACCGGCAGCCACAAGGAGCGCUUUGAUGAGAGUGGCAAGGGCAAGGGCAUCGCAGGACGGGAAGAGACGACUGAUAACUCAGGCUAUGUGAGUGGCUACAAGGGCGCUGGCACCUAUGACAAGAAGAAUUCGGCAGGAGCCUCAUCUUAGCCUAGUAGCCCCCGACCCUGCAUCUUUAACACCAAGGAGCUGGAGAAACAAUAAACAUGUGAGUGUGCAGCA